AAGCGUGGAAAAAAAUAGAAAAGUUUGCUUUUAAUAUUGGGCCAGAAAAAAACAGUUUGAAAUUCACAAAUUUGGUUGGCAAACAGCAACCAGAGCAUGUCCAAGAAAAGUCUGCUGCUUAAGGUAAUGUAAGGCCAUUUGAUUUGGAGCUCGACUAGAACCAAACGCUUCUCUGCUUGACAAAAAACCGCACUAGUUGCCAAAAAGCUAAACAAAAUGCAGCCGCCGCCGCGCAAGGGUAACUAUGUGAAAUUCCUGAAGAAUUUGCACACGGAACAGGUGGCCAAGUUGCAGCUAAAGAAUCAGCAUGAAUGCGAUCUCCUGGACGACAUCCGGCAGUUUACGCUCAAGCGAUCCGCCAUUGAGAAAUCGUAUAGCGAGGCGCUGCUCAAGAUCUCAUCGCAGUAUCUCAACAAGAAAAUACCCAAUAUACCCGACAUUAAAAUGGACGGCAUGGAGGAGCGCUGGAACAUGUGGAGCGUUUGGCGCACCGUCUUGGAGGAGAACGAGAAGCUCGCACGCGCUCGUCUGGCCGCCAUCGAGGUGUUCCAGCAACAGAUCGCCGACGAGUCCAAGGUGCUGCGGGAUUACAAGCUGGCCAUUGCCAAACGUUCGCUGGCCGGCAUUGUCAACGUACAGAAGGAGCUGCACCUGAGCGUGGGCGAUGUGGACAAGACCAAGAAAUCGUACUUUGAUGAGGAGCACUGCGCCCACGAUGUGCGCGACAAGGCCAAGGACAUUGAGGAGAAGCUCAAGAAGAAGAAGGGCUCGUUCUUUCAGUCCAUCACGUCGCUGCAGAAGAACAGCGCCCGGGUCACAUCGCGCAAGGAGCUGCUCGAGGAGAAAUCCUCCGGAGCACGCAACGACUAUAUCCUGAGUCUGGCUGCCGCCAAUGCCCAUCAGAAUCGCUAUUUUACCGUCGAUCUGCAAACCACAAUGACCACCAUGGAGAACUAUGUCUUCGAGCGGGUCGCCGAGUAUCUGAUGCUAAUGGGCCGCACUGAGCUGCUAACCUGUUCGGCGACGCAGAAUAGCUUUGGCAAAAUUCGCGAUCAAGCACAGCAGCUGACCCGGGAGUACAAUUUGCAAUGCUGCUAUCUGUUCUAUCCGGUGUUGAAGCAGCAUAUCCAGUACGACUUUGAGGCUUGCGAUAAUGAUCCGGUGCGCAAGGUGACCACCGAGCAUGACUCGGCUGCCGAGACGUUGACCAAGGAGGCCAAGAAUCUGGCGGGUCGUGUGGUCAAGGAGAAUGCCUCAAUACGCGAGCAUGCCAAGAAGUUGGCGUUGUGUCAAUCGCUGCGGGAUGCCGGCCAGCGCACAGAUCCCAACGAUCCGAAUGGACCCGAUCUGGAUACGAAAAUCGACGAGUUUCGCGAUCAGAUACGUCGCUCCGAAACGGAAAAGGCCAAGGCGGAGGCGUGCCUCCAGUGUUUGCGCGACGGCGGCAUCAAUGUAGACGAAUGGGUGCAGGAGGCGGAAAUAAUGGGCGUCCAGGAGCUAACACGCUCGGCCAGCUCCAUUUCCAUGCGCACCGAUGCCUCCGGCCAGGGUGAAAAUCCCAGCUCCGAUUCGUUCUACGACAGCGACAAGGAGGAGGCAGCCGGUGCCACGGCCGUUGCCGUGGCCAAGCCCAAGCCGGAGCAACAGCAGCAGUUCUCGCGGGAUCGCACUUUCAGCGACAGCGACGAGGAGCCCGAGGAGCAGGAGAAAGCACAGUCAAGCUCGGCGGCACCGGCGCAAAUGUUGAACGCCGGCAGUGCAGGCGGCUGGGACGAUCCGACCGAGGUCAAUUGGGAGGAGGCCGAGGACGACAAGGACGAGCCCAUUGUGCCCGAGCCCAAGGAGGCCAUCUUCAAGUGCACUGCGCUCUACAGCUACACGGCUCAAAAUCCCGACGAGCUGACAAUUGUUGAGAAUGAGCAGCUGGAGGUGGUGGGCGAGGGGGAUGGUGAUGGCUGGCUACGUGCACGCAAUUAUCGGGGCGAGGAGGGCUACGUGCCGCACAAUUAUCUGGACAUUGAACAGGACGCGGCCGGUGGCGCCUUCAAUGGUAGUUCUGGCAAUCAAUUGCGCUCACAAAUCUCAUUCUCAUCUGUCGAUUAUACUGUUGACAACGAAGAUCAGACCGUGGACUCAAUGCAAUCGCCCGACCAGGUAUCGGUCAUAAUGGCGCCACAAAAGCGUCUCAAAUCGGACGUCGAAUGGUGCAUUGCGCUCUACGACUACGAUGCCACCGCCGAGGAUGAGCUCACCUUCGAGGAGGGCGACAAGAUCAAGAUUAUCACCAAGACCGCGCACGGUGUCGACGACGGCUGGUGGGAGGGCGAACUGGAUGGCAAAUUUGGCAAUUUUCCCUCGCUGGUUGUCGAGGAGUGCGACGAGAUGGGCGAACCGCUGAGCGAGGGCGUCGACGAUGAGUCGCCGCCACCGACAGCCGCGCCCAGUUUUGCAUUGCCGCCGGCGCCCGCUCUGCCGGCAGAGUAUGCCCACGAGCUGACGGACAUAACGGAGGAUAUGUUCGGCUCGCAGGAUACGGCAGAUGAGGAUCGGGACAGCGGCUAUAUACCCAAUGGAGCUGCAGUGCCCAGCAUGCCUCCGCCAGUGCUUAUACAAGAGCCUGGCAUGGAGGACGAUUUCAGUGACGAUGAGAAGCCGCCGCCGUCGUUGCCGCCACCGCAGUUAGCCAAACCGGUUGAGGGCGGAACGGCGACGGCCACCACAGCGAAUAGUUUGAAUUUAGGUAUGGCACAAAUAAUUGUUACCGCUGCAACCCCAAUGGUUGAAGACGGUGCCGAUAAAUCUUUCCCACCAGUAGGCGAAAGGGACAAUUCACAGCAAGCACAGAAGGAACAGAAACCGGUGUUGGAUAAAAAGCCCGAUAUUGUCCCGAAGCCGAAGGCUAAAGUUGCGGCACAGAAGCAGCCGCCGCCGCCGGCAGCGUCCGCUGCCAAAGAAGGUAAUAUUGGUAUUGGCGAUGAGAUGGUUGGGGUCGGUGGUGUUCAGUUGGUUUCCAAUGUAACCAUAACACUGACAGAGUAUCCAUCCUGUCAUGCAGAGGAUGAACAGUCUUCCCUGGAUGGCAGCGACUCCAACGCGACCGAUGUGCCCGUCCUGCAGCAGCCGGAUGAUCCGUUUAUUGAGAAAUCCGCAGCCGGCGCUGUCCAGGCUGUUGGCACAGCUGCUGCUGCUGAAGGCGGCAGCACUGGAUUUGAGGCCGACUUCGAGGCCAAUUUCGAUGCUAAUUUCGAUGAUGCAUUUGCCGCUAGCGGAGCUGUCGCUGAACCUGCAGCUGCAGUGGGAGGCGGAGGCGGGGGUGGCGGUGGUGGCGGCGGUCAGUCGAGCAGCUUGGACUUGAAUUGUGAGGCACCGGCCGAGGAUGUUAUUGAGACGCCCAAGCAGGUGGUCGGCGGACGGGCCAGCAUACCCGAGGAGCUGGACUCAAAUCAAUUGGCACGCCUGGAGAAUCUGAAAGAGUCGAAUGCCUAGACAGCUAAUGCCAAUUCCCUAAA
Molecule: messenger RNA, 3509 nt
Organism: Drosophila novamexicana
Lineage: Eukaryota; Metazoa; Arthropoda; Insecta; Diptera; Drosophilidae
Gene: nwk
Product: protein nervous wreck
Exons: 9
Coding region: 217-3486 (1089 amino acids)
Biological process (GO): regulation of actin filament polymerization; neuromuscular synaptic transmission
Cellular component (GO): recycling endosome; neuromuscular junction
Molecular function (GO): protein binding
Source: RefSeq, a predicted model, not a curated record